GUUAACGAUUUUCUUUUAAUGAAAGAAGAACAUAUCGGAAACAAAAGAUAUAUAUGUAAAAAUGUAAUCGAUAAACAAUAAAAGCGUAACCUACGAAAUUCUUCCUUCUUAUUUCUUGAAUUUUUAUAGAUUUCUUUUAGUUUUAUAUUAUUACAAAUUUCAUUUAUUCGUUAAAAAAUUUAAAAUUUUUAAUAUUGAUCUUACUUAUGAUGGUUAUUUCAUAAUUAAAUUAUGUAUAUUAAUUAAUUUAAAACAGAAUAUGGAUAUUAAUAACAAGAAAAAAUAUUGCUCUGAUGUAAAAAAUGUAAAACAAUGGUUGCAUUCUACAAAAGAAAGAUGUGAUUCGUUAAAAUCUCAUAUGAAAUAUAUGAAGAUGUUAUAUCAUGAUAUGCCAAAAAUACAAGAAAAUAAAAAGACAUUGUAUAGUCCAAAUUGGAAAGAUUCUAAAAUUAAGACUUCUAAUAAUGAUCAAACUAUAAUUUCUAAACAGAUGAAUUAUAAUAAUUCUUUGGAAAAUUAUUCUGAUAUUGAAUACAAUAUAAUUCACAAGGAUGAACCUAUAACAUCAAGUUUAGUAAACAUUAUAUCAAAAAUUAAUCUACAAGAUAAAGAGGAAGAAAAACUACAAAAUUUUGAUAAACAGAAAGCAGCAGGAAUUUCUUCAAUUACACCUCGAACGUAUGAUAUUCAAAAUAUACAUAUACAAUCAAAAUCAUUAUUACCAAUUCAGAAAGAAAACAUGGUAUGUGAAGAACACAAUCACAAUUGGCAACUCCCAUAUCAAAAGCAUUUAACAGAAUAUUCUACAGAAUUGAUAGAAAAUAUUGAAUGUUCAAACAAAUCAUUUGAACAAUUAAUUCUGGAUAAUCAAAAUGAUUAUAUACUUCAAGAAUCACCAUCUAUAAGAGAUAAUAUAAAACUGAAUAUUUCUGGUAAUUUAAAAGAUGGACCCAGUGAUAAAAAUAAAAUUUCUGUAAGAAGUGAGAAAAAAGAAAAAGCAAUUUCUUCAGCAUUAUCAAGCAAGAAAGGUUCUUUAUGUAAACUAGAUGAUAUUGUUUCAUUGAAAAAGAAACGAAGAAGAAAAAUAAAUUGUUCUAAUUCAAGGAGUACUGUAACUACAAGAGAAACAGUUCUUUUAGGAAAAAAGGAUACAAAAAGACGAAAACAAAAAAGUAUCAUAUAAAGAUGUUCAUUUGAGAACUUUAUAUUGAUUUUUAUGUAUAUUUUAGAUAGUGUAAGUAAUCGUCAUACAUUCAAGUCUCAACAAGCAUCUAAUGAAGUAGUGGAAAUUUAUCAUAAUGCUGCAGCAAAGAGUGGUAGCACAUCUGCUAUUCCUAGUAAACAUUCAAAACUUGAACAUCAUAUGAACUACAUUAACAUAUUAAAAUCUUCAGCUAUAAAUAAACGACAGAAUAUGUCUAUAAAUCCAAAAUGUGAAAGUAAUAAUUAUGCAAAUACUUGUGAUACUAAUAUAGAUGGUCUUCAAAAUUGUUCUCAAAGACAAUAUCAAUCUGGACAGAAAGUAGAAGGAAAAAAUACAAUUACUAAUGAUCUAAAUUAUAAUUUGGAGGUUUCAACCACUCCUUUAUGUACUAUGGAAAAAUACAAUUCACAUCAGUGCCAACAUGCAAUUAUACAAGCAUCGUAUUGUAAUCCAAUAAUUACUCAUAAUUAUGAAAUGCCAACUUUAGCUUCAAAAUUGAAAAGAGCAAAUCGAUCAUAUUUCAGUAGAUUCAAUUUUCGAAAUAUACCUUUCGUAGUGGGUACUUCAGUAACCCCAAGUCAUAAUUUAGGUUUAAAUAUACAACAAGUUUUAAGUAUAAUGAAAACAAGACAAACUGCUACAACUGGAAUUACUCCUCUUCUUAUUCGUAAAAUUAGUAGAGGUAUGAAACCUGCAUCUAUUCUUAUAGAACAAAUAAAUGAUCAACAGAGUAAACUAUCUCAUAUGAAUUCCCAAAUGAAUUCUCAAAUGAAUGCACAUAUACAAAAAGAAAAUUUAUUUAUGGGUAAAGGUGAACACUUAUUAGAAAAUGAAAAUAUGUUUUUGAAAGGAGUAAGUAAUGUAAAUUUAAAUGUAAAUAUAAAAUCAAGUCUUGAACAAUAUCAAAAUAUACAACAAAAAAUUAAUGGCGAUAUAAAUAAAUAUGAAAAUCUUCAUAAAAAAAAGGAUACUAAGUCAGAAAAUCAAUUAAAUACAUUAAAUACAACACAGAUAUUACAUGCAACAGAUAAUAAAAUGUUAAAAUUGUUUGCUUCUCAUCAAAAUGUAAAUUCUAAAAUGGAAAAUCCAGAGAUACAGUCAAAAAUUUAUCAGGGUAGUAUAUGUGAUAAACACAAUUCCAAUACCACAAUAGUUAAUCAUUCUCAAGAUUCAAAAGGAAUACAAGAAGUUCUUAUUAAUCUUCAUGACCAAUUUGAAGAAAUGAACACGAGAUAUGAAAGAUUACAAACAAAAGCAAAAAAAUACAGUGAUAAAGAGUUAGAAGAAGAAAUAUUACAUUUAGAAAAAGAAUUAAGUAUUAAAGAAGCUGAAAUAAAUGCUGUUGUUAAUUUAUAUAAAGAGGUAAUGGCAUUGAAACAUCAAAUGAGAUUGUUACAAAAAAAGAAUAGCUAUGUUUGUAUAUCAACUGAAAUUCCAUUGGGUUCAGAUAAAUUAUAUACAACUGUUCCAUUUACAUCAACUAAAUCUAAUGGAUCAAGUUUUCAACAUAAAUCUCUUCAUAAAAGAGGAAAUAGUAUUAUUGCAAGGGAACCUACUUCACUUCGUUUAGCCGGACUUUUACGGCAAAUUCAAACAUUUCAAAAACAAUUAAAACUGAUGUCGUGGUAAUAGUGUAUUUUAGUGAAUCACAUGUAAUGCAUAAGCUGAAAUUAUUAACAAAUUUGUUAUAUGAUAUUUAUUGAAAUGAUUGUUUAUGUAAUAUCAUAUUAAAUGAUGGUCUAAAAUUUGAUUAAAAAAUGAUAAUAACAUAUAAAGUAUAAAACAAAUAAAAUUUGUAAUAAUUUUUCUUAAGUAAACAUUUGUGUUGUGUAGUAGAAGAUUUGUCAUUUAUCAUUAUAUUAUUUAAAAAAAUAUAAUGAUAAUUUAUAUUAUAAUUUAUAUUAUAUAUAAAUUAUUAUUAAGAUAAUUUAUAUUAUAUUAAGAAUUUUGUUAGGGUUAUUCUGUAUAAUAGAAAUCAUAUUUAGUAGACCACAUAUUUCUUUUAUUCAAUUCUGUGUGCUACUUGUUAUAAUGAAUAGAUUUGUAUAGUUUUAUAUAUUUAUUUACGCACCUACUUUAUAUAGUUAUAUCGUUUACACAUAUAUACAUAAUAAGUUUUCAAAUGUUUUCAAAUAUUGCAGAAUAAUUAAAAUUAUUAUAGUAUAUAAAUCUUUACCUGUUUUUUAAUUUUGUUUUUAAUAUGAUGUUUUUAAUAGAUAUACCAUUAAGAUUAUCUCUUUUUUUUCUAUACAACAACAUCUGAUCAUUCGUAACAAUAACUCAUUUCUCAUAAUUAAGAAAUUUUAACCAAUUACUAACAAAAAUAUUAAUCUCACAAGUAACUACACAGCUACACAAAAUUAUAUAUUAUAAAAAA
This is a messenger RNA of Apis mellifera (honey bee), 3581 nucleotides long. RefSeq lists its product as uncharacterized. The transcript is spliced from 10 exons. Lineage: Eukaryota; Metazoa; Arthropoda; Insecta; Hymenoptera; Apidae. The record is from RefSeq and is a predicted model, not a curated record.